UUUAUUAAAAAUUUCUUUAACUUAAUAUGUAGUAUGUAAUUCAGUGAAGUGUGUAUGUAAGGAAAGGGAUGAGUAUUUCGUAGGAACAUCGAAUGGAUAGCAAGUGUCCCUAUUUCAAGGGGCAUCUUUAGUGACACUUUAACAAGAUAUACUUAACCUUUCUUCUACGGUUAUUCCUCAUCAGGGUUCUUCUUCUACUAACAAUAUCCAAUUCUUUCUUCGCUUAGUUUCCGUUUGCAUCCAUGGAUGGAAAAGCCGAACAAGAAGAACUUGAAUCUUCCGAAUGGGAACUAAUCAACAACGAUGAAUCACCAAUCGUUUCCGCUAUCCACGAAUUUUCCAAUCCCAAUUCUUCAUCGAUUAUCAGAUCCGAUCAUUUCUCGCUCAAUCCGGUUCAUCAAAACCCUAAUUCCGUUACCAGUAGUCGCAGUUCCAAUUCCGAAAUUGAUCGAAACUUCGACGAUUCCUACGUCGCAAAUCAGAUUUUAUCUUCCUCCAAUAAUAAUCUCCGCCGGUGGAAUGAUUCCGAUUCCGAUCAUUCCGAUAGCGAUGUUACGGUUACGGCCAGUUUGACCGGUGAUGGUGAGGUUGGUUUUGAUUCUGAGGUAAAAGUGGAGGAUGAACAAAAGGAAGAGAAAGAGGUGAAGGGGGGUAAUGAAAGAUUGGUGUGGUGGAAGGUUCCCUUCGAAGUGUUGAAACAUUGGGUCAGUCCUCUUUUGAUUCCUCUUCCUUUAUCUGUUGCUGCUGCCGCUGCGUUUUUAGGGCUUUUGAUAUUGGGAAGGAGGCUUUACAAAAUGAAGAGGAAGACUCAGACUUUGAAGCUCAACCUUGCUCUUGAUGAUAAGAAGGUAGCUCAGCUCAUGGGUCGUGUAGCGCGGCUCAAUGAAGCAUUUUCAGUUGUGAAACGAGUUCCCGUGGUUCGACCAUCUCUGCCAGCUCCCGCUAUAACUCUGAGGCCUGUGAUGAGUAUGAGAUGAAGAAAGAAUUUGACAAAUUACUUGAUUUGGAGUAGUGUGAAAUUGCAAUAAUGUUUGUAAUAUCAUAAAAACCCUUUAGUAUGAAAACAUGUACGUAUGAAUGUAUUAUUAUGUAUGUAUCUAUGUAUCAUCAUGUGUGUUGGGUGGAAUUUACGAAGCUCGUCAAUGGCUUCUUGUAUAUGACAUUAUAUCUUGUUGAUUUCUAUAUCUUGCCAACAUAUUUGUUUUGGGGUAA
Messenger RNA from Lathyrus oleraceus (garden pea), 1212 nucleotides. RefSeq lists its product as uncharacterized. The transcript is spliced from 2 exons. Bases 243 to 977 code for a protein of 244 amino acids. Lineage: Eukaryota; Viridiplantae; Streptophyta; Magnoliopsida; Fabales; Fabaceae. The record is from RefSeq and is a predicted model, not a curated record.